AAAACGACGCUGCUCAUUUUAGCCGCCUUCCAACAUACGAUCCACGAUCCAGCACCCUACUCCGUAGUCGUAGAAAAUUAGUCGGAAUUUAGUUGUUUUUUUUCAUUCUUUCAUCUUUACCUCAUCUAGGCCUAUAAUCAUGAUGUCGUGUGUAGAUACAAUCGAUGGAAUGAGACAUGGGCACAGAAAUAAAGGACAAAUUCAGGUCAUCUUUGGGCCCAUGUUCUCUGGUAAAACAACUGAACUGAUCAGGAGGAUAAAGCGUUAUCAGAUUGCAAAUCACUACUGUCUUCUCAUCAAAUACGACAAAGACACAAGAUAUGACAAGGAUGGUGUAGCAACUCAUGAUAGGCAAGUAUGUAAAGCUACUUCUGCUAGCAAUCUAUCUUCAGUCAUAGAGCUUGCUGAGGAGUAUGAGGUCAUAGGAAUCGAUGAAGGCCAAUUUUUUCCUGAUUGUGUGAAGUUUUGUGAAGAAAUGGCCAACCUAGGCAAAAUCAUCAUUGUAGCUGCAUUAGACGGAACAUUCCAGAGGAAGGGUUUUGGUGAUAUUUUAAAUCUUGUACCACUUGCUGAAAGUGUCAUCAAGCUCAACGCUGUCUGUAUGCAUUGCUAUAACGAAGCUUCAUAUACCCGAAGGAUAGGAUGUGAAACAGCUGUGGAGGUCAUAGGGGGCGCUGAUAAGUACAUGGCCGUCUGCCGUGACUGUUACUUGCUCAGUCCGAGUAAGAUCAAUGAUAACAGUAUACAAACCCCCAUCACGCUAGAUACAACACACAAAGCCAACAAACAAGGGAGGCGAUUAUUCCAAUCUCCCAGUAGUGAUGGAGAGUCAAGCAUGUCACCUUGACUAUGGUGAAGUUUGGUUUUUAAUUAGUUUCUAGAAUUUAAAUUGUAAUUAUUAUGAAUUCAAUCUUUCACCAUUUUACAUACUUGUUAUCUUUUUUAAUCAUUGUUCAGGUAGAAAAUGACUUAAAAAGUAAUGCUGUUCAUGAUUUUCUUUUUUAAUGCAUACAUGUGAGUAGUUUGACAGACUGUUGGACAGUAAUUUGCUUAAAAGCAACUUUCAAAUGAAUUAAGUUGUCAGGAACCUUAUGGGAAGUCAAACCCAAGAAGGUUUUUGAUAAAAGAGAAGAAGAAAGAAAGGCAGAAACUCAUUAAAAAUUGAUGAAAUUCAAGAGUAAUCAAUUUUGUGAUGCCUCAUGUAAUCUGACCUCCCAAUGUCCCUUUUUUUAUUACAAUUUAAAGAACUUAUGAAGAUUAUUUGGAAUAUGUGUUUAAUUAUCACAUCAAAAUCAUUUGAGUUUCUUGGAGAUAACUGCAGUUGUUGAAUUCAUAGUUGGGCCUUCAUACAUGUGGGAGUGCAGCUUAUGUACAACAUCACAAAAAUAAGACAAUGAUAACUAUCACAAAUCUGGUAUUACUUUCCAUUAAAAAAAUUAUUAAUCUGCAUUUUUUCUGCAUUUAUGGAAACUUACUUUAAUAUUAGGGUGAACUUUCCCUUUGAAAUGAUAACAUAUAAUGUCCUAAUUUGACCUGGGAAUAAUUUAAUGAAGCUUGUCAGUUUUUUUUUUCAUUCUCUGGUGAUUACCACAGUAACAGUGAGAGACCAAUCAAUGCUUCUCAGCCAAUCAAAAUUGAGGAACUGACUGAAAUUAAAUGAUGACAACAUUCACGUAACACACCCUGAUAUCAGAACAGACAAAGAUUGGCAUUGGUAGCUAUGUAAGACUAUUUUUCAAUUCAAGAAUAUCAAAAUUAAUAUUCAUGUCUUCAUAGCGUUCAGAUGUAUUGUUUGAAAGUACUUAUCAAAACGGUUGAGAUGGAUUAUUAUUUGGUAUUUGUAUUCUUAAUCCACUUUGUUCACUGUAGUAUCAAAUAGUACUCGGCAAUGGUCAACACAAUAUAUUUUACUUUCCACCCUUAGUUUGUAUUGAUUCUAUUCUUCAUCGAAAAUGCCUGAUUAAAUACUUCUACCUCAUUCAUACAAAUACAGUGUACUAUGCAUUAUUGUUCAGGAACCAAAUCUGGAAUGAGAUAAGAUUCUGUAUUUGUCUCUGGGGUGCUCGUCCAGUUCUGCCACUUCUUUGUUUGGCACUUUGAAGAAAAGAUGAACAGUGAUUGAAUUUCAACAAUUCCUCUGAAGUGCACCUGUUCAAUUAUCAGUAAAUCUCAGUGUUGUCCUAUAAACUCCAGUGUUUGUUGAUGCAUUUUUGUCAUCCAAUCUGGGAAAAAAAAACCUCAUUCAUGAAACGUGUUUGAAUCUAUUGACAAGAGGCUAGCUAUAGUCCAUGAAUGAUAGUUACCAACCACAAAACUGUACAUACAGUCAGAGCUGCCAAGUAGUACUGAUUUUCAGUAUUUAGUACUGAAAAAUGAGAAGAAUACUGAUGGUUUCAUGCAAAAUACUGAUUUCUCAAGUUUCAGUUUUAUGUGUUGUCCUAUGGUAUUUCUUUGAAAAUACUGAUUUCCUCACCAAAAAUACUGAAAUGUUCUUGUUCAGGUUGGCAGCUCUGUACAGUACAUAUACAUGUAAUCCUCAAUGAUAGAACUUUCUGUUUUUAUAUCACAUAAUUAUGAAGUAUUAGGAUCAAUGAAAAUGGUUAUAGCAGUAUAUUAUUUUUGUCCUUUUGUAAAGGAACAACAUGUAAUAUGACUUUAUUUGUAUUCUACAUGUAUUUUUAUUUCACCGAACAUUGUAUGUCUGACAAUCAAGAUUAAUAUGCAAGUAUAUGACUAAGGCACUAAGCAUUCCAAAAAAAAAUUGAAACAUAAAUAUUAUUGGGUGAAGGCAACCCUUGAAGUCAGCGCACCACACUAGCCACAGGUACGGCAGUCCCAGACCAGUAAAAAUUGCUGUCGGGCCAGUAACUUUUCAGAAAUAGCCAGAUUUACUUUCCCGGCAUGACCAGUAUAAAAUAUAUAAAACUUUAUCCUCUUUUCUAAAAUUAUAAAAAUAGGUUUGGCAUCUUUAAAAAAAUGGCUCUCAUCUUUAUGUUGUAUCUGUGCAGUUUGGUUUUGUGUUUUUAUUAUGGGAGGGCAAUAAAAGAGACAAAUCUCGUCCUUUUUAUGUUUUUCUUUAUUUGGAGGGACCAGUACAAUUUACGUUUGGACCAGUAAAAAUAUUGAAAAACUGGGUAUCUACUGGUCCGACAUGAAAAGGUUGGACCAGUAUAAAAAAGAGGUUAGUGUGGAGCCCUGAGCAAGGCAAAUUCUGGACAAAUGUGUCUCCAAUAGAGAAGGGCAGCAAGCAGGCGAGGGGGUAUUCACAACAUUCACUUUGUCUCCUUGGGCUAAUGCAAACACUGUGUGAUGAAAAUACAUGUAUACCUGAAGCUUUUGGGUAGUUUCAUUCUCAGUUAUAGCAGUUUUUAAUGUGUUGGUUUUUUUUUAUGAUUUAUUUUUACUGUUUUACUUUUUUAAGCUGGUCAGUACACCUCUGCUAUUGAAUAGUUUUAAUAGAAUCUUAUUAAAGGACACUUGUUCUUUUCAGGUUUUUUUGCAAACUCAUGAACAAUUUACAAACAAAAUUACAUGCGGAAAUUAUGGUUAGCAUGAACAGUACAUGAAUAUGGUUCAUGAAAGGUUUUUUUGUGUGUGUAGAGAGGACAUCAUUAUAUUAAUGUUUUUAAACUGACCGUAAAACCAAUUACUCUCUUUUUAUGAAUUGGAGAUAUUGUAAAUAUUUGUGCAGAUAUCAAUAUAGAGUAGAAUGUACAGUUGACAUUUUCUAGCAAAAAAUAGGAAAUAUCAGUAUUUCC
Lytechinus variegatus (green sea urchin) is the source of this 3758-nucleotide messenger RNA. It is a transcript of the gene tk1, whose product is annotated as thymidine kinase, cytosolic-like. The record is from RefSeq and is a predicted model, not a curated record. Gene Ontology annotation, biological process: thymidine metabolic process. Gene Ontology annotation, molecular function: thymidine kinase activity; ATP binding. Bases 140 to 847 code for a protein of 235 amino acids. The transcript has 7 exons. NCBI's taxonomy places the organism in Eukaryota, Metazoa, Echinodermata, Echinoidea, Temnopleuroida, Toxopneustidae.